AUGAGUAUGCGUCGAGAAGAAAAUCUCGCUUAUAUCACGUCAAAUCGACAGAUGAAAUCACUCGGUCUCGUGCCAAAAAAUCGUGUUUAUACAGAUGAACAAAUGCGUGGUGCAUUAAUCUUCUCGGAUUCGGACUCUCGUCGACAAGUAACAGUUUCAGGUAUGGGAGAAUUCUCUCUUCCGCCUGAUCGAAUCAAAUUAAUCGUUAUGAUAACAAGUACGAAAUCUAGUGUGAACGAAGCUAAAACAAGCGUUAUACGUCGAUUGCGAUACGUCGAACAAACGUUUCGAAACUAUGGCGUCAAAGAGCAGGACAAAACCGUAGUUCAAUCAAUAGUACGUCGCGACACAAUGUACGAAGUUACUGCUGAAGUAACAGCAAUAUUUCUUGAUAUUCAACGGUAUCAACAAUGUCAUAAUCAAUUAGUCGAAAAACUGGAUGCGCCUGUUGUUCGAGUGCUCGAUCCCGUCUUUUUUCAUUCGACACUUCGUUUAGAGAAUUUAAAACGUCAAGCAAGUGUUCAAGCUGUUCGCAAUGCCAAACACACGGCCGAAGAUAUUGCUCGAACAGUUGGUCUUCACGUAGCUAAAGCUGUGCAUAUUGUUGAAGAAAGUUAUCAAGAACGAGAAGGCUCAUUGUCAGCACCAGGACAAGCGGCAUCAUUUCAAAAUCUACUUGACGCAAAAACAAUUACUGUUCAUGUUACAUAUCAUUUCGGCUUUUUUUCGUGUUUAUCAUUUCUACGACGACAACUUGCUUACAUCUCCGCUACUGCACGCUCUAACUUUGUCUUCAUUUUUAUCAUUGAAUCAGAUCGAUAUCAUUUUUCUAUUACGAUAAACAACAACAACAUGUUCGAUAUAGUUAAAUUCAAGCUCGACGAUGGGUGCUUGUACAUCUGCCGCAAGAUAUCGCAAGAAGCAUCAUCCGCAACUGCACAAAGCAGCUCCAGCUAA
Molecule: messenger RNA, 957 nt
Organism: Adineta ricciae
Lineage: Eukaryota; Metazoa; Rotifera; Eurotatoria; Adinetida; Adinetidae
Source: the annotation of a GenBank genome assembly